Messenger RNA from Nelumbo nucifera (sacred lotus), 1208 nucleotides. Its product is annotated as protein DEHYDRATION-INDUCED 19 homolog 3-like. The record is from RefSeq and is a predicted model, not a curated record. NCBI's taxonomy places the organism in Eukaryota, Viridiplantae, Streptophyta, Magnoliopsida, Proteales, Nelumbonaceae.
UGUAAAAGGACAAAGGUCGGUGGAGCUUUCUUUCACAGCGAUUUCUGUGUUCUUUCUUACUCCUUUUUCAUUCAAGGAGAAUAAAAAGUGCCAAAAGUUAGAAAACUAAUAAGCUCUCUCCUUCCAUUCCUUUUCUAGUUUUCUUUCCUUUUUUUUUCAUCUAUAUUUUCUAGGGUUUCUUCUGCUUACCCUAUUAACCGGGUAGAGAUUUUGGGACUUAACAAAGCUUCUGUACUCCCUUCUCAGUGAUAAAAAGAGUUCAGAAUUAGGGUUUGUAGAAAUCUUUAAAUUUCUAUAAUAAAAUCCAUGGAUGAUUUAUGGAGUGGUCGUCUUUCUACUUCCUCAAAACGCUACCAAUCAGCUCUUCAAUCGCGCGCAGAUCUUUACCUCGGGUUUGAAGAAAUUGAUGGCGAGGAUGAUACAAGGGCGGAAUUUCUGUGUCCGUUUUGUUCGGAGGAUUUCGAUAUUGUUGGACUGUGCUGCCACAUCGACGACGAGCAUCCUGUUGAGGCUAAAAAUGGGGUAUGCCCUGUAUGUGCAAUGAGGGUGGGGAUGGACAUGGUUGGACACAUUACCAUGCAACAUGGCAAUUUCUUCAAGAUGCAACGUAGGAGGAAAUUCCGCAAAGGUGGAUCUCAUUCAACAUUUUCUUUAUUGAGGAAGGAACUGCGUGAAGGAAAUUUACAAUCACUUCUUGGGGGCUCUUCCUAUGUAGUUUCUUCCUCCAGUACUGCACCUGAUCCUUUACUGUCUUCAUUUAUCUACAAUAUGCCCAUGAUUGAUGAACCGACAAUUGUUCCAUCUCAUUCUUCUGCUGAGGCAAGCUCAGUCAGUAAAAUUUCAUAUGAGAGUGUAUCAGAAAGAAGUGCUCAACCAUCACCUCCUUUAUCGGAUAAGGACCAGGAGGAGAAGUCUCGGAGAUGCGAGUUUGUACAGGGGCUGUUGCUGUCCACGGUUUUUGGUGAUAAUUUGUGAAAGAGGUCUUUGCUGCACAAAAGCCAAAUCGUUGUCGCAAGGCCAUUGACAAGUUUGUAUUCAAUGGAUGUGCCAAUAUUUUUAAAACAGGGAUAAGGAUAAGAGAGGGCAUUAGAAUGGGAUGUAAUUUUACUUUACAAGUGGAAGAGUGUAGGUCAGUCCAUUACAGACACGAUAAACUUUAUGCUUGCUAAAGUUCAUAUAUGAUGAUGAUUAAUUUCUUAUUAGCUUAA